Molecule: messenger RNA, 1197 nt
Organism: Sordaria macrospora k-hell
Lineage: Eukaryota; Fungi; Ascomycota; Sordariomycetes; Sordariales; Sordariaceae
Molecular function (GO): oxidoreductase activity
Source: RefSeq, a predicted model, not a curated record
AUGCAUCUUACAUCCGCUCUUGCCCUUUCGGGAGUUCUUGCCAGCACGGCAUCUGCCCUGAACCUUCCCACCUUCAACCAGCAAGCUAUCGACUCCGGCGCGGCUCUCGCUACUCUCAACAAGCUUGCCAGCGCAAACGCCUACAAGAACUUCAAGGGGUCAUGCAAGGCGAACAAGGUCAAAGUUAGACAGGAAUGGCGUACUCUCCCUCCUGGUCAGCGCCGCCAGUUUAUCAAGGCUGUUCAGUGCAUUCAAAAAUCGCCCAGUGUCUUCCCCGACAUCGAGGGAGCUGUAACAGGCUACGAUGACUUCACAUGGAUCCAUCUGAUCAACACCGUCAACGUCCACUACUCCGGCUUGUUCCUUUCCUGGCAUCGUCUCUUUAUCCACCAAUAUGAGAAGAAGCUAGAAGCCUGUGGCUGGAAGGGUGGUCUCCCCUACUGGGAAUGGGGAAUGGACACCAAAGACGUCACCAAAUCCCCCGUCUUCGACGGCUCCGACACCUCCCUCGGCGGCAACGGCGAGUACAUCGCCCACGAGGGUCUCACGAUGCCCAUCUGGCCCGACCGUGGUCCCACCAACCUUCCGGCCGGCAACGGCUCCGGCUGUGUAACCAAGGGUCCCUUCGGCGGCAUGCAGACGCAUCUCGGCCCCGUCGCUCUUCCGGACUACGGCUCGCCGACAUACUCCUCGGCCGCAAAUCCCACGGCCAAAAACACGCGCUGCCUCAAGCGCGACCUGAACACGGCCGUGCUCCGCACCGAGAAUACUUUCCGCAACUCGACGAACCUGAUCCUGUCCUCGCCCGACAUCGAGAUCUUCCGCGCCGCCAUCGAGGGCGACCUCCGUUACAACAACGACACGCGCUACGCGCCCUUCAAGGACGCCAAGAGCGUGCAUUUUGGCGGCCACUUCACCAUCGGCGGCGACCCGGGCUCUGACGCCUUUAUCAGCUGCGGCGACCCGGCCUUCUGGCUGCAUCACUCGCAGAUCGAUCGCAUGUGGUGGAUCUGGCAGAACCUGGAUUUCGCGAACCGCCAGGGCGUGUUCGGGACGCACACCAUCUUGGACCAGCCGCCUAGUGACAACGUGACGGUGGAGGAGUUUUUGGAUAUCCAUCCUGACUUCCCGUCGAUCCAGAUCAAGAAGUUGAUGAACACUGUCGGGGAUGAGCCAUUGUGCUAUGUUUACGCUUGA